This is a messenger RNA of Sceloporus undulatus (fence lizard), 868 nucleotides long. RefSeq names its product small integral membrane protein 19 (gene SMIM19). Bases 122 to 481 code for a protein of 119 amino acids. The record is from RefSeq and is a predicted model, not a curated record. NCBI's taxonomy places the organism in Eukaryota, Metazoa, Chordata, Lepidosauria, Squamata, Phrynosomatidae. The transcript has 3 exons.
UAAUUUCUCCGCUCUGCCCUUCCUCGCCGUAGGCUUCGACAGGAAAUACGUCACCGGAAGUUGUCCGACAGUCCGUCAGUCCCCCACUUCCGGAGUGGUUCCCUGCGCCGUUGAGUCCGCCAUGGCCGGUGCCCGGGUGUUGGGCGAAAGCGGCGGCGGCGGAGGAGCGGCGGCGGGUGCGGGCGCAGCGGCCAUGGACUACUCGGUGCACGAGGCCUGGAACGAGGCCACCAACGUCUACCUGCUGGCGGUGCUGGCCAGCCUGGCCCUGCUGGUCUACGCGCGGAGAAAUAAAAGGAAGAUCAUGAGGAUAUUUACACUACCUCCAACCGUUGAUAUACCAACUGAACCAAACUUUUAUGACAGUGUGAAAAAGGUUCGUCUGCGACAGCAGUUAGAAAUGUAUUCUAUUGCCAGGAAAUAUGACCAACAGCAGCAACCACAGAAACAGGCUGAUAGUGUACAGCUUUUGGUGGAAUGAAGUCUUGAAUCUAUGAAGUGGAGAGACAGUGCUGAAGAUGACAGACAAUUUGGGAUGUAGUCAGUUUCAGUGCAACAUUAUAGAUAUAUAGACUUUUCCAUUGUGUACAAUGUUUCUGAAAGAUGGGCCCUGUGUAAAUGUACAAUGAAUUUUGUCUGGAACCUGAAAAACUGGUGUAGCUAACAAAUAGGGGAGCUGUCUUCCAGUUUGUAAUGCAAAUGAUUUCCAGUCAGAGACAUAGAUUACAGGAACAUGAAGAUGCUCAGUUGGGAUUCUGCAGCUGUUGCUUGUAAACUCAAGAUGGAUACAAGAAGUAUGUGGUACCUGAUUUGUAACAAAGCUAUCAAUCAAUAAACUGCUUGGUGUUGUCAAUGAAAGGACAUCUUA